AGCCUCGUUCCAGCCAGCAUUGGUUCCUUGGCGUAGUUCCAACUCUUUACGUAGUCAGGGCAAAGUCUAUCACGGUGUGAAGGGCUGGCAAAGGGCGAGCCGCCGACUCUCCGCUCUCUUGCUCUCUCCACAAGUCACUUAAAGCGGAGGUUCCGCUCACGCGUUCAGACGAUCUCACUCAAUUUCCAGCACCCGGACUUUGUGGCAAGAAUGUUUCUGCAACGUUCUCGCUUACAUUAUACUGUCUGUGCGUUGGUGCGGCGGCCGAGGGCUAUCUCGACACGACCGGCUGAGGCUGCUGCUGCGCGCACGAUCGCACGCUUCCGCGCACCGACGCCCUUUCACGGCUUCCCGUCCUGCGCAACGGCAUCUCUAACGUAUUCGCCACAACAGUCUUUCGGAGCUCAUAUCAUUCGAACCUAUGCCACGAAUAGCGCACGAAAGCUGGAAAGCGCCGCUGUCCAAAAGAAAUUGGUAGAACGGCUGGUUGAUCUAUCAAAGAAAGAGCUACUAAAACACGCGAUAUACUAUGGAGUGCCUUGUACCAGCAAAACGCCAAAUGAAGAGAUCGCGGAAAAGAUCGCGGAGACGUUGACGUCGGGGAAGCCGCUGCAGCUGAAGGAGAAGGCUUCAAUCCCUUUGCCGGCUUUGCAUAGCUUGCUGGAAAUGUCUCUCAAACAGCUCAGGGUCAUGUGCAGCUUCCUGCAAAUCGAAGAGCAGGAGUUCAAAGACGAGCACAUCGACCGGGUUUUGAUAAUCCAUAGACUAGUCUGGGAAGCGCAGGCUAAUCAACGAGCUAUGCACGUGCUCGCAGACCGCUUCAGAAGGUCUCUGUCGAGGGAGGAUAUGGUGAUAGUUGCAAAGCUUUGCGGUGUGGAGACAAGGUCCUCUGACAGGCGGUACCUUAUGACACGUCUUCGGAAAAGAUUUACUGAAGGCUUCGUCUUCGUACGGAACACGGAAGUUGAUGGAAGAACGGGGCUGGUGUCAGGCGAAUCUGUCUCGGAGAUCGAAAUGCAAAGCGCCCAAUCUACAUGUGCACAGAAUGCGCCAGGUUCAACCCUUCCACCGUCGGAACUGCAAACCCCGAAAACCGCUAGCGCCAAGACCGAAGCCCAAACCAACGCCACCCACCCCCAGAAAGCAGGGAUCGGCCGAGCAAAAGCGAAACAGUCAGCAACAUCAACGCGCGUCAUACUGCCUGAGGUUGAGACAAAAGCCAUGCCGCUCGCUCCCCGCGACCCGUCUCCGUCCGCGGAAGCCGUAACUCCACAAUCCUCCAAUGAAGAUGGUCGAGGGAGCAAGAUCCAAACCAAAUGGAAGCAGCCAGUUGCGGGGAAAAUUUCCUUUCAGCACAAGGGCGAGCCGAAAGUGCACAAAUUGACACUGUCUGAACUUAUCCAGUACGCAGCCUCCGUUGGGCUCGCGACCACCGGUACGAAGGAUGAGCUACGAAUCCGAGUCAAGGCGUUUUUGAAAGAAAAUCGCGCGAAGCAGCAUCCGCCCUACAACAUGAAAUUACAUGAAGCUGUUCAGUACGCAGAGUCUGUCGGGCUCUCGUCCGCUGGCACUAUGGAUGAGCUACACGAGAGAAUCAAUGCAUUCUUGAGAGAGCAUCGCGCGAAGCGGUCGCCGCUCCGCUCUUUGACAGGACGUGAAGGUGCACAUUACGCAGAGUCCAUUGGCCUCUCGUCCGCUGGCACGAGGCAGGAGAUACUAAAGCGAAUCAGGGCAUUUUUGGGAGUGAGUCGCGCGAAGCAGCAGGCGCCUGGCGAAUCAGAGGGUGAGGAACCCGAGGAGAAGAGAGACACCAUGUCCAAAUCGAGCAAGACAUCAAGAGCCAAGCAACUAACCACCGAUCAAAGGUCUCCGAAAGCGCUCGAUUUCGCCACUAUGACAGGGGAACAGCAAGCCGAGGAGCAUAAAGAAGGUCGGCCCAAAUCAAACCCUCAGAAACCAACCACAAACCAAGGGUCGCAGGAAGCGCAGCCCGAUUUACCCGCUAUGGCAGUCGAACAGCAACCUAACGAGAAGAAAGAAAGUGCGCCUAAAUCAAAGGAGAAUUCAAAACCCCAGAAAACAACCACCAACCGAGGGUCCCCAGAAACGCCGUUUGAUUUCUCCACUAUGACAGUCGAGCAGCAACCCAAGAAGAAAGAAAGUACGCCCGAGAAGAAAUCGAAACCAAAGAAACCCACUAGGAACCAAGGGUCGCCACAAGCGCAGCUCGAUGUCUCCACUAUGACAGUCGAGCAGCAACUGGAGGAGAAGAAAGAAAGUGCUGCGCCCAAAUCCAAAAAGAAGAAAUCAAAAGCUGAGAAACUGACCACCAAUCAAGGGACCCCGGAAGCGCGGCUUGAUUUCUCCACCAUGACAGUCGAGCAGCUCAAAUCCCACGUCCGACGGUACGGCCUUCCUCUGGCCGGCACGAAACCCUUUCUGAAACGCCGACUCGAGAACCAUCUGCAGGAGAUAAAACCCCUUCCAAGCCCUCGCACGAUCGUCGCGAUCGACGUCGGUGCGCUCAACCUCGGUUACGUGCGCUUGACCGUCCCGCCGUUCGACGGCGCCGACGAAAAACCGACCAUCACGGAUUGGGGACUGCUGAACAUGAGCGCACCAUUCAACUCCCUCUCAGCAAUGGCGUCGGAAUGCGUGGGCAUCGCAGACCGGAUCACCAACCCGCCCGCAGACAUCUACAUCAUCGAACGCCAAUCGUGGCGGUCCGUCGGCGGACGCAUGGCCAUCCCCGUCGCGAUCCUGGCCUCGCGCACGAUCGAAGGAAUGCUGAUCGCGCUAUUAUCCGACCAACGCCGCGCUGGCGGGAAGGUGCAGGAUAUGACCCCCGGAUCGGUCUCGCAGCACUUUGAUCUGCACAACAAACUGAAAGCGAAGACCGGCACCAGCGCGGCCGUCGUUACCAGCGGACACUAUGCGAAGAAGGACAACGCCGUUUCAUUGGUCAAGAGCCUUGUGAAAGGCGGGUAUGUGACCUGUCCUCCCGGAUUGCUGGAGAGGUUUUUGAAUACGCGGAAGAAAGAUGAUAUUAGCGACGCGUUGUUGAUUGGGUUGACGUGGAUUGAUCAGUGGACUGCGGCAAAGAAGGAUGCGGCGUUGGUGGUUGAGAGAUGUGGGGAGGAGGAGUUUGUGGUUAGUGAUCCGAUGGAUGAGAGGUUGAGUGCCGUGGCGGGGAUGUGAGGGAGUUUUCUUGGGAUUUUUGGGGCAUCUAUGUUGUGGGAGAAGUGUAACGAGUCCUUUUUGGAACGGUUCGGAUGGCUGUUUGGGUUUUUCAACCCGCCUCUGAUGAAGGUCGGAAACAAGCUUGCGUGUUCCUUGGAUUGGAAUGCUCUCAUCAUGUAAAUAAUACCGUCAUAGUAACAUGAGAUGCAAAAUGAUUCCAAUUUGAG
Molecule: messenger RNA, 3407 nt
Organism: Fimicolochytrium jonesii
Lineage: Eukaryota; Fungi; Chytridiomycota; Chytridiomycetes; Spizellomycetales; Powellomycetaceae
Exons: 4
Coding region: 211-3198 (995 amino acids)
Molecular function (GO): nucleic acid binding
Source: RefSeq, a predicted model, not a curated record